This is a messenger RNA of Arabidopsis arenosa, 631 nucleotides long. NCBI's taxonomy places the organism in Eukaryota, Viridiplantae, Streptophyta, Magnoliopsida, Brassicales, Brassicaceae. The record is from the annotation of a GenBank genome assembly.
GACUAUCAAAUUGUGAAGCCUAAGAAGAAGACAAAAAGUGAGAAGCAAUUAUGGCUGCAAUGUUGAAGGUCUCUCUUAUAUUGUCAUUGUUAGGGUUUCUGGUGAUCGCUGUCGUGACUCCAUCGGCGGCGAACCCAUUCCGGAAGAGCGUAGUUCUCGGAGGGAAGUCAGGUGUUCCAAACAUUCGGACCAACAGGGAGAUUCAAGAACUUGGAAGGUACUGCGUGGAGCAAUUCAAUCAACAAGAACAGACCGAGCAAGGAAACAUAGGAUCCAUUGCAAAAACGGACACAGCCAUGUCGAAUCCAUUGGUGUUUAGCCGAGUUGUAUCAGCUCAAAAACAGGUCGUCGCUGGGACCAAAUACUAUCUAAGGAUUGAGGUGACUCAACCCAAUGGCUCGAACAGGAUGUUUGACUCUGUUGUGGUUAUUCAACCAUGGCUCCAUUCUAAGCAGUUGCUCGGUUUCACUCCUGUUGUCAGUCCUAUCUACUAACUUCAUUUCUUAUUCAGACUUAAAUUUCCAUAAUGUGAUCAUGAAAAGACUAAAAGGUGUAUGAUACGAAGCUAUUAAGAAUGGGUUGAUGGUUUUAAUGAUGUUAUGUUGUUCAUAAAUAAAGACAAGAUGUUAUU